AGUUGGUAUGUAAAGUUCGUGGUUCGACUUGAUAUCGAUGAUCAUCCUCGCAGCAGCCAAUGAGCAUGGUCAUGGGCUGCACCCUUUAUAACGGUAGGGUCGGCAGAUAUUCCACCAGAUCUUAUCGACGACGACAAAGUUUUCAUGUUUCAAAUUCUCGAUGCUACUCUGAACUCCGGAAUUCUCCUCGCGUUAUUGCAUGGCAUAUACACUGGCAUUUUUGCUGUUACGUUGUGGAAUAUAUUCAUCAACAAAUGCUGGCCGAUCCGACGAGCGUUGGUUGUUGUUAUUAUUCUCCUCCAUACUCUUACUACUGUCAAUCUCGCUGUCCAAUGGUCAUUUAUAUGCUCCGCAUUCAUCGAAAACGGACAAAGUUUUUGGACUGUAUACUACAAGCUUGACAGUGUGAACCAAGCAGUCUCUUUCGAGUCGGGUAUUCCAUCCUCUAUGAGUACCAUUGUCGCAGACUCAUAUAUUAUUUGGUGCUGUUGGAUGGUUUGGGGACGGCGGUGGCUUAUUGUUCUGCUUCCAAUCCUUUCCUUAAUUUUCGCAACUGUGUCAAAAAGCAUUGAGACAUAUCAUGUGUACUCCAGUGGAUCGAGUUCAGUAUUCCUGACACUCUACUUAUCUUCCAUCCUGGCAACGACAUUAUGGUGCACGCUGCUCAUAAUCUUCCGCAUUUUGACUGUUACCGGGGUUAGACAUGGAGUAGGUGGCCAACUGAGAGUUUUUCGCCGUUUUAUCGAAGUGCUAGUGGAAUCCUCGGCUCUCUAUUCGAUAGUUCUGAUCCUAUAUUUGGCUUUCUACAUUCGUAUUGAUUUUGGAUGGUAUUACCUUGAUAAAAUAGUCGGCAUUAUGAAGGGAGUUGCACCCACCCUCCUUGUUGGCAGGGCAGUGGCAGGACACACACGCCCAACCGAAGAACAUGAUGACAGUGCGACAGUGUCGACCCUUCGUUUCCAAAUGGCUUCCCAAUCUUCUCAACCUUCGCAACCUUCCACUUCAAGCAUUCAGGAAUCCACCAUGCAGAGCGCAGUCCUUGAAGUGGACAUUGAAGCUCAACGGGAGUGGUCAGAUGAGCUCGUGGUAGUUGUUGAAAGGACGCAAUAGAGCUCAUGACGAGCGUCUGAAAGUUGGGGUGAGACUUUGGAUUCAAUUUAGCCUGUCAUUUAUUGUUCAUGCUACCCUUUUUGACUCUCGUACUCCCUACUACUUUAUUUUUCGAUCAACUAUAGGGUAUUUAAACCUCCGUAUUCUUUCCUUCCCUCAGUAGGAUCUCACAAUACUUCAGAAAGUACGUCGUCAAGUUGUCGCAAUCAUCAACGAGGACAUCGAGAAUCGUCGGAACAUAAUG
This is a messenger RNA of Desarmillaria tabescens, 1354 nucleotides long. RefSeq lists its product as uncharacterized. The record is from RefSeq and is a predicted model, not a curated record. The transcript is spliced from 7 exons. The coding region runs from base 145 to 1110 and encodes 321 amino acids. NCBI's taxonomy places the organism in Eukaryota, Fungi, Basidiomycota, Agaricomycetes, Agaricales, Physalacriaceae.